GUUGGUGGUUAACGGACACGUAGGAAAAAGAGCUCGCCCCAGGCUGCCGGCGGAGAGGAGCCCCGGGGAGUGCGCGCAAAGCAGGUUUGCUCUGAAAGCAGGACACUGCCUGGGGCGCCUGGCUUGUAGCCCGGGGGCGGGACGCUGCGGCCGUUCCCGCCCCCGAGUCGCUGCCACCUCCUGGCUGCGUCCCAGCCCAGUAGCUCAGUCUUGGCCGCAUCCCCGUGGACUCUAGAGGCGGUAGCGAGCUAGAGCCCGAGUCGCAGCUCCCGGCCGCAGAGCGCUGGGCGAGCGCGAGCGCGAGGGACCAAGCAGGGCGGGCAGCUGCGCGCGCGGCUGGUGUCAAACGGCACGUAGCAGUAUUAUGUGCCCAGACCAGAGUGGAUUUGUGUCCUUCAGUCACUCCUAGUUGUAAAAAUGUGAUGUUGACCUAGAGUUGUGUGCUUGGUUGGAGAAGAGAGUUCAGAGAUGUUUAGAGUCGUGCUAUACUGAAAAGACACCCAAUCAAGAGAACUCUGGGAGAAGCCAGAAACCCUGUCCCAGGUACAGAAAAGAAAAAGAAAGAAAGUUAACCAGAAUUUCUUCUUAAACCUGUCUCAGAAUAAACGCAACAUAUUUGAAACAGAGAUUUCACCUGUGCCACAGGCUACCAUGGAUGUGCACUUCAAUACCCUUCAGAGUCAGGAGAGCAAAAGCAACAGCGGCUCAGGAAGCAACAGCAGAGACCAGAAAGAUCUUGCUAUGAGGACAGAUUCAUCAAAAAUGACUGAUGUGGAGCCUGGGGUCACCAAUUUUGCAUCUUCAGCAAGGGCAGGACGCCGGAAUGCUUUACCAGACAUCCAGAGUUUAGUUGCCACAGGCGGAACCUCAGAUUUGCCCCUCAAACUGGAGGCUCUCUCCGUGAAGGAAGAUGUAAAGAAGAAAGAUGAAGAAACAACACAAGACAAAUUGGAAAAGCCUCAAAAUGAAGGAAAUGAAAGCUCGUAAUCUAUCAAGAGUGCUGAAUUUCCGCAUGUUGACUUAGUGGUUCUGUUUUCCUGAGUUAUUUAAUCUGGUGGCAACUAUAAUAACAUUGCAUCCCUAAGCAGCAUGUGUAUAUUAGAUAAUUGUGUUGUGAAACUACUCACUUGGAUUGCAAUGAUGAUGUCCAAUGUGUAGGGUAUUAAAAGGCAGGGAACUUCCACAUCUUGCCGAAGGAAAACGGCAAGAAUAAUACACAAUCACACAAAUACAUACCUUCAUCUAAAUCCAACAAAAUUCACUGUUCUCUUUUGCAUUUAUUUAGCCAGAUGUAUUUUUAGUUCAAUUUUUAUGGUGAUGGGCAAAUCAUUUCUUGGUAAAUGUAAAUCAAACACCUUUGAUUUAAAACUUUAUGGAAUUUGUAGGAAAUUAUGUGUUUGUUUUUUUUUUUUUUUUUUUUUUUGGUGAGAAGGAACAAUAGUCAAAAUUCACAUGGAUAGAGUGUGUUUGGUUUUAGCUAAAAAUACCCCAGAUUUUUUCCCAAACCUCAAAAGAGAUUUGGAAAAAUUAUAAAAGUUUGAUAAUGGAAACAUCUUUAGAAUGUUUUUGUCUGACAUAUUUUGCUUCUAGUAUGUGCCUACUGUGAUUUUUUCAUGCGGGAAAUUCAAAAUUUGUAACAAAAUGAUUAUAUGGAACAUGCCUAUUAAAUGAAUUUUACUAUCUUCCUUAA
Callithrix jacchus (white-tufted-ear marmoset) is the source of this 1690-nucleotide messenger RNA. It is a transcript of the gene PKIB, whose product is annotated as cAMP-dependent protein kinase inhibitor beta. Lineage: Eukaryota; Metazoa; Chordata; Mammalia; Primates; Cebidae. Gene Ontology annotation, molecular function: cAMP-dependent protein kinase inhibitor activity. Gene Ontology annotation, biological process: negative regulation of protein kinase activity. The record is from RefSeq and is a predicted model, not a curated record.